CUGAGAGAAGAAUACUAAAAAAAGAAUAUCAGCUAGGCCGCGGAAAUCCAAUAUAUCUCCCAGUACAGCUCAAGAAAUCAAAACCGGACAAGAGAUGCAAGCCCUGGAUAGUACUGAAAGAUCAAGUUUUAACAGCUCCGGUAAUCGGUCGUGUUUUAGAUGCUAAUAGUAAAGAUACAUACUUUGAACACUGGCUAACGGAGCCCGGUCACAAUACAGGGUUACUGUAUCGAUGUACUAGAUGUAGUAUAAAUAUAGCAAAUGAAGCAAAUCAAUAUGUAGGCAAGAAGUCGAUAACACAAGACCUUCAUCAAGUUAAAAGUAUUGUUAAGAAAGAGAAUAAAUGGUCUAUGCUAAUCCCUGCACCCUGGUUUUUCGCACCUACUGUUCUUGAGCAAGGUAUAGAAGAGAGUUUUGUAGAGCUGCAGCCAAUCGAAAAUAUAGACAUCACCUUCAUUAAAAGUCAGCACUUUAAACCAAAAGUUGAAAAAUGGAUUCUUGAUAUGUCCAAAUAA
Molecule: messenger RNA, 515 nt
Organism: Dentiscutata heterogama
Lineage: Eukaryota; Fungi; Glomeromycota; Glomeromycetes; Diversisporales; Gigasporaceae
Source: the annotation of a GenBank genome assembly